UAUUAGCUCAGAAAGUGUGUCUUUGAUGUAGGUUAAAUUUGUUUAGCUUUCUGUUGAGUUGUCUGUCUUAUCCUACUAGAUUACGUUCGUCACUUCCCAAAGGAAGUAUUUGUAUAUUAUUAUAUUUGUAUUUUUUCUCUAGUGUUUGUUCUUGCAUCAGAAACUCUUAAUAUUUGUGCUACGGUCUUUCUGGAUGUCACUACGCUGGUGUACAAUUACUGCCAUGCUGAGUCCUGCAGGGGCAAAUAUCAGAUUGCCUUUUCUUGGUCGUGUUGGUUUGCAUUGUUGUUUGGAAAUGUCCUAGAUUCCUCUAGGACAGUUGGAUUUCAAGACCAGUACCUUCUAAUUUCCCAAGGGAACCUUACCAAAGCAUUAAUGAAGAUCCAUCCAUCCAUCCAUCAUUCCAUCCAUCCAUCCAUCAUCACACACCACAUUAUCUGUCCAUUUCUCUCUUUAAUAGAUUGAUCUGUGUGCUGCUGUUGUCUAGGUUGCACCAUCUCAAGUAUCUGUUCCCUUUCCACUGGCUUUAUACUGAAUAUUGAUACUACCUGUGUGCCCCUUGCCUUUGCCUGAAUAGUUUGCUGACUUGGCAUUUGUGAAGGAGGUCAAACAUACUGCAGCAAUGAAGCAGCUGCAAUAGCGGCAUCAUUUAAGGAGGGAAGACAAGUACAGUUCAUUUAGCUCUAACACCAGCCAGUCUCGUGGAUUAAGUAUUCUCAUCUAAGCCAGUCUGCUGGUGCUCAUCCUUAGUGGGACUGCCUCCCUGCCACACGCUCUCUUUGCCUGGAACUGCCGUCAAAGGAGGGACAGGCUCAACAGGAGCUGCUCUGCAUGUCUCUCAUUCGUUCGCAACUCCAGGACCUGUUUGCUUUACGACGCUGUCUUUUCAGCUCUGUCAUCCUCCUCUCUCAGUGUGAGAUGCAGAGCAGUGAUGGGAAGACAGAGGAAACAGCUGUUAGCAUUAGCUUUUAGCUGUCUCUGUCAAGGAGGCUGCCAGAGGUGAACCUGUCGUCUGACAUCCUGCCUGGUACCCUCAACUCUGCCGUGUGGGAUGGGCAGGGGUGUGGACAGCCAGUCAGGGACUUGAGGGAUAGUCACCGGGCAGGCAAUGCCGGAUAAGAAGGGACGAGGACAUGGAGGAGGAGGUGGGGGCAAGAAGAGGCUGAGGAAAGGAGGCAGCCGUUCAGCUAUCCCUGCUCUGUUCACCAUCACUGAAGAAGAGGAGGGACAGAAGCGUAAAGACACUGUGAGGAGGAAGAAAAGAGCUUCUUCUCAGUACAAACUGGAAGAUGGCCAUGUGUCUUCAACUGCCCAGCACAGCUCCUCGACCACCCCGUCACACGCGACUAACAGUAACAGCCCCAAUAGUUAUUCCUCAACCAAACCAGCAGAAGUGCUUCUCUUCAACAAGAUCGAUGAGCGGCAGAGGUUGGCCCGCGAGCGCCGGGAGGAGCGUGAGAAGCAGAACGCUGUCAAGGAGGCCCAGUGGCAGGCCCGGGAGGAGCGGGCCAGGCAGCACUAUGAGAAACUCCUGGAGGAGAAGAAGAGGAAGCUGGAGGAGCAGAGGAUGAAGGAGGAGAAGCGACGAGCUGCCGUGGAGGAGAAGAGACGACAGAAACUUGAGGAUGAUAGAGUUCGUCAUGAAGCCGUGGUCCGGCGGAAUUUAGAGAGGACCCGCCCACCGCGACAGAAGCAAAACCGCUGGUCAUGGGGUGGAACGCUGCAAACAAACACGCCCAGUACGCCAGCUGGUUUUGUCGAGUCGGCUUUCUUCUGUCCACUCGACCUUGCCGGACUGGAGCACAUGAACAGUGCUUUCAGUCUCUACCGCAGAUAUGGAAUGACCUCCCAAUAUGUGGACAGACGGUCUGUAUCCACAGUGAAUUUGUCCAAACACACUGACCCAGUCAUCACCAAGCGCCUCUCCUCGUCUUCGUACACACUCCUGCACUCACCUGACCGAGGUUUACAGAUGAGAACCGCCUCCUCCCCUGUCAUUAACAAAGCUCAGUCCAAACUCCGACUACCGCAGGGAACGACCACUCAGGCCAAAAAUACAGGCCUGCGCCGCCUUCCGCUGACACCCUGGGAGAGCAACAUGGUCAACCGUCUGCAGCAGCCGACACACUCCUACCUGGCCCGCAGCCGCAGCGCCAUGAGUCUGUCGGGAGAACACGCGGCCGUCCCUGUCUGUCCCCGCUCAGUGUCCUGCCACCCCAUGGGCUCCAUGUCAUUCAAGGCCCUGCAGGCUCAGCCGGUUCCUCACUGCCGUAGCCAUGACAGGAGUCUCAGCAGAGAGACCGCCUCCUCUACUUCCACUCGCCGGAGAACAACUGGAAACCCACAGCCGAAGAAGAACGAGCAUGUGCGGAAGUCCUGGAGCAACCUCACACUCCCGUUAACUCCCAUCCUGAGUUUACCUCCCACCAAGCGCUCCGCUUCACCAAGCAAAAGACACAGCAAAGCAACAUCCCCCUCUCCUGGCAGACCCACACAGAGAGUUACAGGGCGCCCCCCUACUCCCAAGCUGGUCAAGUCUCCAGCUGCUGAGGACCCUGGGAACCUUCGUCCGGUCAAGAUCAGCCCAGAGAGUACUCCAAGCCCACAAGAGGAAGAGGAGCAGGUCCUCAGUCCUCCUCAGCCUCGGCCUCAGCCACUCGGCCAGAACAAGAGUAGCACGGAGUCGACGCCUGUAACAACCCCAGCAAGUGAGGUUGCCAGCAGUCCUUCAGCCCACAAACCUUCAGCUGGGACCACAGAUCCAGAAGAAGCGAGCCGCAUCCUAGCUGAGAAACGGCGGCUGGCUCGAGAGCAAAGGGAGAAGGAGGAAGAGGAGCGCCGACAGCAAGAGGAGCAGGCCAGACUGGCCAGAGAAGAGAUUUCUCGCAGACAGGCGGAGGAGCGAGCGAAGAGAGAGGAGGAGGCUCAGAGGCUGGCGGAGGAGAAACGGAUAAAGCAAGAGGAGGAGAAGAGGGCUGAGGAGGAGAGGCUGGAGAAAGAGAGGGAGGAGGCGGAGAGGAUCCAGAAGCAGAAAGAGGAGGAAGAGUCUCGCCAGAGAGAGGAGGCGGAGAGACUGCGGCAGGAGCGAGAGAAACACUUCCAGAAGGAAGAGGCAGAGCGCCUGGAGAGGAAGAAGCGUCUGGAGGAGAUCAUGAAGAGGACAAGACGCUCCGAUGCCGACAAGCAGAAGGUUGCUCCCAACAAGACUGAUGACGACACAACUGCUGCCUCUACAAGUCCACCUGCAGACCCCGAGUCCCCACCGCCUCACAGCAACGGCAGCAGCCAUGAACUCGAGCCUCAGUCUGACCCCAGCACAACUGAAGAGGGUGCCACUGAGCAGAGAGAGAACGGGGAGUUUGAGGAGGUCAUAGUUCUGCCCGCACAUUCCAGAUUGUCUCCUCCUGAAGGGGAAGAGCAGCCGCCGCUGCAGGAGGAGAGAGUUCCUGUCAUAGCUUUUAAGGAGAACGGUCUCCUGAAGCCUAUGAGUGGACUAGAGGACAUAUCUGCCCAGCAGGGGCCAGAUGUUGCCUGAGGAGCCGCGCAGCUUCCAGAUGAACUUGAGGUGAGGAGAUGACGGCUGUUGGACUGAACCAGAGGAAAAAACCGUCGGCAUGAUCGGCUCCUUCUAAACAUCCUCUCAGAAAGGCACUUUUUUUCUAACCAUGGUGCGUUCUAAAGUCAUCUCCAGAAGUUAGUUCAGCUGUCACCCAUCUCUGGUGCGCACCUGGAACCACCCGACACCAAGAACUUCAUAAUCCCGCGUGACUCUGAUGAAUUAUGACGUGAACACAAAUCAGUCUUAAAUUGUGAUACUUGAAGAGAUUCUUAGAGUCAGAACCAGCACUAUGAUGAAACUGGAUUAGAAUGAAGGAUCCAAACAAACUGGAGGAGGGGAUCUGGAUUCUCCUGGAACUGUAGGGGUCGAGCUACUGAUCUUGUUUAGUUUAUUUAAUUCCUGUAAAUCUUAUAUGUAUUUAUCAUUUCCACCUAAUAUCUCAGCGGUGAUCCUCCAAGUUCUUUAUUUUCUCUUCCCAUUUAAUCUGCAUCCUCCACUUUGAACCACGCAGAGGACCUCGCUACAGAGUGUUUGAUUGAUUUCCCAAGUGUGAAAAUCAUUUUCUCCACAUCUGGAUGGUGCAGCUAAUUUCGAUGCUCUUAUGCCUUAGAGCGAGAGUAUUUACGUUUGGAUUUUCUGGUCUGGAAGCUUUAACUGUGUGGAUGUUUUGUUCAAAGCACUGAUGUAAUUUCACGUUAAAUUUUUCGUUUAAAAAUAACGGCUCAGCAAAUUAAACCAUAAGGAAAAGCCUCCCCUCGUGACUUGCAGCUCAUCCACUGCAGUGUUGUCUUGCAGCGUACGCAAGUGUCAAAUAUGUAUAGAAGUAAAUCUAUGUUGCAGGCCGAGCACUCAGAUCACUGAAGUGGUCUUACAGAAGAAAAUUCUGAUGUUAAUGAGAAACGUUUCUAUCAAUGCUUCAGCUUUGUUUGCUGAGAAAUAAAUUUGUUUUGACUUGCUUUUGUGUG
Molecule: messenger RNA, 4524 nt
Organism: Synchiropus splendidus (mandarinfish)
Lineage: Eukaryota; Metazoa; Chordata; Actinopteri; Syngnathiformes; Callionymidae
Gene: map7b
Product: microtubule-associated protein 7b
Exons: 20
Coding region: 1109-3535 (808 amino acids)
Biological process (GO): microtubule cytoskeleton organization
Cellular component (GO): microtubule cytoskeleton
Source: RefSeq, a predicted model, not a curated record